AUGGCUUCACACCGCAUCGGUCCGACUACGCUAGUCGCUAACAGCGCCACUCAGCCAACACACCCGACUACGCUAGUCGCUAACAGCGCCACUCAGCCAACACACCCGCCUAAGCUAGUCGCUAACAGCGCCACUCAGCCAACACACCCGACUACGCUAGUCGCUAACAGCACCACUCAGCCAACACACCCGACUAUGAUAGUCGCUAACAGCGCCACUCCGCCAACACACCCGACUACGCUAGUCGCUAACAUUGUCACUCAGCCAACACACCCGACUACGAUAGUCGCUAACUGCGCCACUCAGCCAACACACCCGACUACGCUAGUCGCUAACAGCGCCACUCAGCCAACACACCCGACUACGCUAGUCGCUAACAGCGCCACUCAGCCAACACACCCGACUACGAUAGUCGCUAACAGCCCCACUCAGCCAACACACCCGCCUAAGCUAGUCGCUAACAUUGCCACUCAGCCAACACACCCGACUACGCUAGUCGCUAACAGCACCACUCAGCCAACACACCCGACUAUGAUAGUCGCUAACAGCGCCACUCAGCCAACACACCCGACUACGCUAGUCGCUAACAUUGUCACUCAGCCAACACACCCGACUACGAUAGUCGCUAACUGCGCCACUCAGCCAACACACCCGACUACGCUAGUCGCUAACAGCUCCCCUCAGCCAACACACCCGACUACGAUAGUCGCUAACAGCGCCACUCAGCCAACACACCCGACUACGAUAGUCGCUAACAGCCCCACUCAGCCAACACACCCGCCUAAGCUAGUCGCUAACAUUGUCACUCAGCCAACACACCCGACUACGCUAGUCGCUAACAGCGCCACUCAGCCAACACACCCGACUACGCUAGUCGCUAACAGCGCCACUCAGCCAACACACCCGACUACGCUAGUCGCUAACAGCGUCACUCAGCCAACACACCCGACUACGAUAGUCGCUAACAGCCCCACUCAGCCAACACACCCGCCUAAGCUAGUAGCUAACAGCGCCACUCAGCCAACACACCCGACUACGCUAGUCGCUAACAUUGUCACUCAGCCAACACACCCGACUACGCUAGUCGCUAACAGCGCCACUCAGCCAACACACCCGACUACGCUAGUCGCUAACAGCGCCACUCAGCCAACACACCCGACUACGAUAGUCGCUAACAGCGCCACUUAG
This is a messenger RNA of Liolophura sinensis, 1188 nucleotides long. RefSeq names its product mucin-2-like. Bases 1 to 1188 code for a protein of 395 amino acids. NCBI's taxonomy places the organism in Eukaryota, Metazoa, Mollusca, Polyplacophora, Chitonida, Chitonidae. The record is from RefSeq and is a predicted model, not a curated record. The transcript has a single exon.